AUGUCUGAGGAAACAGCUCCUAUCCCAAGGCCAUCCCAGUCUGCCAUUGAUGCGGGCACCAUCCGUCAAGUGGUUACUGUGAUUUUGGUAGAUCGCCAUAUUACUGUUCGUCAGCUGGCCCAAGUUAUCAAGGUCAGUGUUGGCACCGUGGACAAAAUAAUUCAUGACCAUUGGCAUAAGCAAAUGUUAUCUGCUCAUUGGGUUCCCAGGUUACUCACACCUUUCCAGGAAGAAGAACAGGUCCAUUGUACCAUGACUCUUUUGCCCAUGUACUGCCGUUACAGGAGCCUACUACGCUUCACUGCUACAGAAAUUAUGGGAAGCUAUCAGUACCAAGAGGCGUGGGAUGUUGACCAAUAUAUCCGCUUCCUACAAAUAAACACCCCUGUUCGCAAUUCUCACAUCGCCCAGACGGAAAUGCGGUCUUGUGGCUACAACAUCUUCUGA
This is a messenger RNA of Penaeus vannamei (Pacific white shrimp), 447 nucleotides long. The record is from RefSeq and is a predicted model, not a curated record. NCBI's taxonomy places the organism in Eukaryota, Metazoa, Arthropoda, Malacostraca, Decapoda, Penaeidae.